CGAGCUGCGCUGCUGUACCACUGUACCUCACGCUGUGCCUCGCGCUCUCUGUGUGUUUGUGUGUGCUCGUGCGCGCGCUGAUAGGCUCACAGCUCGGUCCCGCGUUCCCGUGGUCCCGGAUCGGAUGUAGCCGCAGCGGAGGCAGCGCUAUGGAGGACUGCUGCUCCGCGGAAAGCGAGCGGGUGGAAGCGUGGCUGGACGACCACCUGGACUUCACCCACUCCUACUUUAUCCGGAAAGCCUCAAGGGAGAUGGUGAAUGCCUGGUUUGCUGAGCGCGUCCACAACAUCCAGCACCCUUCCUCUACUUCUGUGAAAGACUCUCCACCUCAGCAGCGCUCCCACCAGCCCUCCACGGACCCCGUCACUACCGCCUGCCCCACCAUCCUCCCGCCCACCCUCACACUCCUCGACAACCGCUGCCCAUCCCCUGCAAACACCGCCCCAAGCCCCGCCCCUGGCACACCUACCCGUAAGAUUUCUGCCUCCGAAUUUGACAGGCCCCUCAGACCCAUCGUGGUCAAGGACUCAGAGGGGGCCUUCACGUUCCUGAGCGACGCGGAGAGAGAGACGAUAAGGGGGCCAGCAAUGGGCGAGGGUGGAGGGGGGGUAGGGGGGAAGUGCAUGCGGGGGGGCGAGGGGGACCGGUGCGCGCGGCUGCUGGAGCUGGUCAAAGAGGUUUCCAGUCAUCUGGAUGUGACAGCUCUCUGCCACAAGAUCUUCCUCCACAUCAACGAGCUGAUCGCCGCUGACCGCUACUCCCUGUUCCUGGUGGGCGAGGACAGCUCUAACACUAAGUUCCUGGUGAGUCGGCUGUUCGAUGUUGCUGAGGGCUCCACACUGGAGGAGUCGUGUAGCAGCUCCAUCAGGCUGGAGUGGAACAAGGGCAUUGUGGGACAUGUGGCCGCCACGGGACAGCCACUCAAUAUCAAGAACGCUUAUGAGGAUCCCAGGUUUAACGCAGAAGUGGACCUCAUCACAGGCUACAAAACCCAGAGCAUACUGUGUUUGCCAAUAAAGAACCACAGAGAUGAGGUGGUUGGUGUAGCUCAGGCCAUCAAUAAGAAGUGUGGGGAGGACGGUGCGUUUACUGAACAGGAUGAAAAGGACUUUUCAGCCUACUUGGCCUUUUCAGGGAUUGUCCUCCACAAUGCCCAGCUCUACGAAACGUCACAGCUCGAAAACAGACGGAACCAGGUGCUGCUCGACCUGGCUAGCCUGAUCUUUGAGGAGCAGCAGUGUCUGGAGGUGUUACUGAGGAAGAUCGCGGGGACCAUCAUGUCCUUCAUGCAGGCCCAGGCGUGCACGGUCUUCAUUGCCGAUGAAGACUCUCUGAACUCCUUCUCCAGCGUCUUUCACAUGGAGUACGAGGAGCUGGUGGAUGUAAUGGACGUGCCAAAGAGGGACUGUGAUGUGGGCCAGAUAAACUACAUGUACGCCCAGUGCUGUAAGAACACCACACAACCACUCAACAUCAGCGACGUGACCAAGGACCAGCGCUUCCCCUGGACUCAGAGUGAAAACCCAGACCACAGUAACAUCAAGAGCCUGCUCUGUACGCCCAUCUGGAACAGCAAAAAAGACAAAGUUAUAGGCGUGUGUCAGCUGGUGAACAAGAUGGACGAAGCCUCAGGAAGCGUGAGGGCCUUCAACAGAAAUGAUGAGCAGUUCUUAGAAGCCUUCGCAAUUUUCUGCGGCCUGGGCAUUCAGAACACACAGAUGUACGAGACAGUGGAGCGGGCCAUGGCCAAGCAAGAGGUCACUCUGGAGGUCCUCUCAUAUCACGCCUCCGCAUCCGAGGAAGAGACGCGGGAACUGCAGGUAACCGCGGUAGCCACAAUCCCGUCGGCCCAGUCUCUAAAGCUCCUGGACUUCAGCUUCAGUGAUUUUGACCUGUCUGACACAGAGACCACACUGGGGGCUAUCCGCAUGUUUGUAGACCUCAACCUGGUCCAGAACUUCCAGAUGAAAUACACAAACUUGUGCCAGUGGAUUCUGAGUGUGAAGAAAAACUACAGGAAGAACGUGGCCUACCACAACUGGAGACACGCCUUCAACACCGCACAGUGCAUGUUCGCCCUCCUCAAGUCAGGACGCCUUCAGAAUAACCUGAGUGACCUGGAGAUCCUGGCUCUGAUGAUUGCCACCCUGAGCCACGACCUGGACCACCGAGGGGUCAACAACUCCUACAUCCAGAGGAGUGAGCACCCUCUGGCCCAGCUCUACUGCCACUCCACCAUGGAGCACCACCACUUCGACCAGUGCCUCAUGAUCCUCAACAGCCCUGGGAACCAGAUCCUGUGUGGGCUCUCCCUGGACGAGUACAAGGCCACUCUGAAGAUGAUCGAGAGGGCUAUUCUGGCCACCGACCUGGCGCUCUACAUGAAGAGACGAGGGGAGUUUUUCGAGCUGACCAAGAACAGUCAGUUUGUGUGGGAGGAUGAGCAGCACCGUGAACUGCUCAGAUCGAUGUUGAUGACAGCGUGUGACAUCUCAGCCAUCACCAAGCCCUGGCCUGUGCAGAAACGGAUUGCUGAGCUGGUGGCCACAGAGUUCUUCGAGCAGGGCGAUAAGGAGAGAGAGGAGCUGAAGAUCGAGCCGAGUGACCUUAUGAAUCGUGAGAAGAGAGACAAAAUUCCCAGCAUGCAGGUGUCUUUUAUUGAUGCCAUCUGCACUCAGUUAUAUGAGACAUUGGUGGGCAUGUCAGAGCACUGCAGCCCCCUGCUGGAGGGCUGUCAGAGGAACAGGCAGCACUGGAAGCAUUUAGCAGAGGAAUGCGAGAAGGGCCUGGUGAACGGGCUGGUGUGAGCCGCCACACCCACAAGUUCAUGGUUUCAUCUGAAUGAAUGUCAGGAGGGCAGCAUGGUGUGCGGAACAACCUCUCUAGCAUCACAAGUCACUGCUAUUAGUUAUGAUGUCUUUGCUGUACUUAAUCUUGCAACGGUUUGGUGGUAGGGACAUUUCUCUACUAAUCUGUUUGGUGUAUCAGUUUCACAUAGCCUCUGUGAAUGUGUCAGCUUCAGAGGUGGGUAGUUCUGAUUUUAUUUGAAGUUAAUGAAAUUUGAAGGGCAAUACAUUAAAUAAUGCACAAAAGCUGAUAUUUAAAGUACUCUGAAAAGUGCAAUUACUUUAAAAAGUUACUCACUAAUCACUUAAGUAAAUUGUACUUUUCUAGCAGUAUACUUUUACUCCUACCUGAGCACUUACAGUACUUGAGUAAAAGUUUUCAUUCCUCUUCCCACUGAGUCUACAAAUGACAAAAGCUUUAUGAUGAUAUGAAAUGAUAUCAUCAUAAAGCAAUUUUUUUUCAAAUGUUUGUGUCAAUCCUUUGAAAAUAGCUGAUCUUGUGCAUCAUUUGUUCGGUCCUUCAAAUUACAUUCACUUUAAUUAUAAACCAGAUGUUACUCUUUACGUUACACUUACUUAAUUUUUUUACUUUCUUGGACCGCUACUUUGUACUUCUAGUUGAUUAAUAUUAUUUUUGAAGUAAUGUUACUCCUACAAUUACACUACAACUACACACUAGCCAGUGUGAGUGGUGGCACUAGGAGAGGAAAUCGGCACAGAAAAGCAGCCACACCUGUCAGUCUGCCCCAAGGUAGUUGUGGCUAUGGAAGUCACUUACCACAGCUAGCGUUAAUGAGGGGUAAAUAAUAAUGUUGUAAAAUUGUUUAAAUCUGGUACAUUCGAAUUGAUUUUAGUUUUGAUUUGAACCGAAGCUCCGUUGCUUGUUCCCCACACCAUGCUCACAUCUUCAGCCCCGUCUCCUUGGUCACUCUUGUUUGUACAACUGUCACUUUUUCAGAGACAAUAACCAAGUCAGCACUAAGCUAUAUUUAUUAUCAGAGCGAUGUUUUAUUUUUGCACCGAGUGGCUUUAUUGUAAGCUUUCUCACACAGGAAGUGAUGUCAGCAACGCCAUAUUUACUCUAUACCUUUCACACUAACAGCUUCAUGUCACAGCGCACACUACUGGGGUGGAGUCUUUUGUACCAUGUUCACUCAUUGUCUUGACUAUUGCAUAUUUAUUUGGUUUGAUAUAUUUAUUAUUAGUUUGUAUCUUCUCUUGUGGAGAGCACAUAGUUCCCUCUGUAUUUAAAGUUGAAGAAACAUUGAACAACUCUUGAAAUGUACUGUACGUUUUUGCCAUGUAAACGAGCCAAAGACUAGGCCUAUGCUUUCACUAAUGGGUCUAGCUUUUUCCACUGCCUUGUUGUGAUAAAAAGGACCAAUAUAUUCAAUUAAAGAAGGAAUUUGAA
Periophthalmus magnuspinnatus is the source of this 4257-nucleotide messenger RNA. RefSeq names its product phosphodiesterase 5A, cGMP-specific, b (gene pde5ab). Bases 150 to 2807 code for a protein of 885 amino acids. The record is from RefSeq and is a predicted model, not a curated record. Gene Ontology annotation, biological process: signal transduction. The transcript has 22 exons. Lineage: Eukaryota; Metazoa; Chordata; Actinopteri; Gobiiformes; Gobiidae. Gene Ontology annotation, molecular function: protein binding; 3',5'-cyclic-GMP phosphodiesterase activity.